Oncorhynchus nerka (sockeye salmon) is the source of this 1831-nucleotide messenger RNA. Its product is annotated as cAMP-dependent protein kinase catalytic subunit alpha-like. The coding region runs from base 583 to 1638 and encodes 351 amino acids. Gene Ontology annotation, cellular component: nucleus. The record is from RefSeq and is a predicted model, not a curated record. Gene Ontology annotation, biological process: protein phosphorylation. Gene Ontology annotation, molecular function: protein kinase A regulatory subunit binding; protein serine/threonine kinase activity; ATP binding. NCBI's taxonomy places the organism in Eukaryota, Metazoa, Chordata, Actinopteri, Salmoniformes, Salmonidae. The transcript has 10 exons.
UCGGCUGUAGUCGGUCACUCGGCUUGCUUCACACCGAAAGCUACAGUAGGCUAUGUUGAUUCUGGUGAUUUCCCGAACUCAUCGGGUUCGGUAAAACGACAUCCUCGGAGCCGGGUUCGGGAAAGGGGACUAGGUAUCCGGCUCGGAGAGUGGCCACCUUGCACGGUGCGAAAACGGGGUAUUUGCGCUGGGAAGAGGCGUGGGGCCUCGAUCGGCGGGGGCUGCACGGAGGGACAGGCGUACCGACCGAGUCGGGCUGGAUGCGCUGGACUCGGCCCGGAGCGCUGCGGUUCCAGCAAAGCACCAUACUACCACAGCCCAAGACAGAAAGACGGAGACACGGACGUCGCUGUCUCCAUUCCGGACUAUAACACUAUUUAUUAUUGUUAUAACGGUUCUAUACUGUAGAGGAGAUCAGGUGAGCUCACUGACAGUCUAGACUGCAGCUGUCAAGCUAUUUCAGUCCGGACCGACUGGUUUUGGGAGAACGAACGGACCGACUGCUGGACUCAGCUUGGACCGGGUCCUGGAGAGUCCAGGGCGGGUUGUGGAGCUCGGAUCGCCCGCUGACGGCCUGCCAUCAUGGGCAACGUGCCCACGGCCAAGAAGGGGAGCGAGAUGGAGAGUGUGAAGGAGUUCCUGGCUAAAGCCAAAGAGGACUUUCUCAAGAAGUGGGAGAACCCUGAACAGAACACAGCGAGUCUGGAUCAGUUUGAGAGGUUGAAAACUCUGGGUACGGGUUCGUUUGGCCGCGUCAUGCUGGUCAAGCACAAAGAGACCGGGCAACACUUUGCCAUGAAGAUCCUCAACAAGCAGAAGGUUGUGAAGCUGAAACAGAUAGAACAUACUCUGAAUGAGAAGCGUAUUCUGACGGCUGUCAGCUUCCCUUUCCUGGUACAAGUAGAGUUCUCCUUCAAGGACAACACUAACCUGUACAUGGUGAUGGAGUAUGUACCUGGUGGAGAGAUGUUCUCUCAUCUACGACGAAUCGGCAGGUUCAGUGAGCCUCAUGCUCGGUUCUACGCGGCUCAGAUCGUUCUGACCUUUGAGUACCUGCACGCCCUGGACCUCAUCUACCGAGACCUGAAACCGGAGAACCUUCUCAUAGACCAGCAGGGCUACAUACAGGUGACAGAUUUUGGUUUUGCUAAGCGUGUGAAAGGUCGAACCUGGACACUGUGUGGAACCCCAGAGUACCUGGCCCCAGAGAUCAUCCUCAGCAAGGGGUAUAACAAGGCGGUAGACUGGUGGGCGUUGGGUGUGUUGAUCUAUGAGAUGGCAGCCGGUUAUCCUCCCUUCUUCGCUGACCAGCCCAUACAAAUUUACGAAAAGAUCGUCUCUGGGAAGGUGCGUUUCCCCUCCCACUUCAGCUCUGACCUGAAGGAUCUGUUGAGGAAUCUACUACAGGUGGACCUGACCAAGCGCUAUGGCAACCUAAAGAACGGCGUCAACGACAUCAAGGGACACAAGUGGUUCUCCACCACUGAUUGGAUCGCCGUAUACCAGAGAAAGGUGGAGGCCCCGUUCGUUCCUAAGUUCAAAGGCCCAGGUGACACCAGCAACUUUGAGGAGUACGAAGAGGAGGAGAUCAGAGUCUCCAUCAGUGAACAGUGUGCCAAGGAGUUCACUGACUUCUAGACCCAACCAGAGAGAGAGGGAUUGAAGGAAAAAGAUAGAGAAGGAGAGGGAAGAAAGGAGAGGGAGAGGGAGAAGGAAAAGGAGAGAGAUGGCGAAGGAAGGAAGGAAGGAGAGGGAGAGGGAGAUGGAAGGAGAGAGAGAUGGCAAAGGAAGGAAGGAAGGAAGGAAGGAAGGAAGGAAGGAAGGAAGGAAG